This is a messenger RNA of Aspergillus mulundensis, 1899 nucleotides long. Its product is annotated as mediator of RNA polymerase II transcription subunit 17. Gene Ontology annotation, cellular component: mediator complex; core mediator complex. Lineage: Eukaryota; Fungi; Ascomycota; Eurotiomycetes; Eurotiales; Aspergillaceae. Gene Ontology annotation, molecular function: transcription coregulator activity. Gene Ontology annotation, biological process: regulation of transcription by RNA polymerase II. The transcript is spliced from 3 exons. The record is from RefSeq and is a predicted model, not a curated record. The coding region runs from base 1 to 1899 and encodes 632 amino acids.
AUGUCGGAAUCCUUCAGCGUUUCGCUCCGCCCAAAAAUCGAAAAACGCGACCGUCCAGAUUCUUUACCCCGCGAUAUCGCCCAGAUCAACGCGCAAUGGGGGUCCUUCCGAGAGCUCAACGAGGCGACCUUGCGGCAGAAGAUCGAGGCGGACAAACACAAGGAUCCGUGGGAAGAGGAGGAUGAGGGGGACAAGGAGUCGGCCGACUUGGAAACCUCAGAACGAUUGGAUCAGUUGUACAAGCGACGUGCGGAAAUCAUUCAAUUUGCACUGCAGGCGCACAUGGAAGCCUCGUUCGCUUUAGAUUUCGUCUCCCUACUCAUGUCGAAGCAUCAACCCCGCCAGGCCGAAACGUCCAUGUCUCCCUUCCUAAAGUCCGCCGCGCCGCUUGGUUCCCUCAACGCCGAAGUCGUCAACCCACCCCCGAGACCCGAUUCAACACUGAAAGAUAUAAAGUCUGUGUCGAGGGGAUGGCGAUUGCAGAACUUUAACUCGGCUGCGAGCAAGCUUCUCAAUGCUGGCUCGAGACUCGAAACCGAGGUGAACUCCGAGACGAAGUACUGGAACGAGGUCUUGGCGGUGAAAGAGAAGGGUUGGAAGGUCUGCAGAUUACCGCGGGAGGGUCAGGCGCUUGGGGUACAAUAUGGAUUCUUAGAGGCUACGCCGCUCUUCCGCGAUCGCGGACUCGCUGCGCUACGAAGGACCGACGAUGGAAGCCUGUUCCUGGACAAAGGGUUGAUCCCGCUCAAAGCUCAAGGAGUACGCGUGAGGAUGAAACAUGGCGAUCGCAUCGUCGGAUGCUCCAAAGUCUGCCGACCGCCGCAAGACGCCGAGUCGAUCGAGAGCCGCAUUCUGCAAGCCCGCGAUACGGUGUUUGAGGAGGAGCUCUUUUACGAAAUAAUGCGUGAAGCAAGGAUCUUAGGUAGCCAAGGUGUGACAACCCGACAAAAUUUGGUGCAAAUUCCCCUGUCCGAAGAGCAAGAAGUGCUGCUCGAUCUGGUCGACCGGGACCAGGACCGAGACCCCGAGGCAGCUGUUUCGAGUGAGCGGGACGUUUUCGCAGAUUCAAUCGCCCACUCCAUCCGCAUACUCCUCACCUACGCGCACCGCCAAAAUCUCCGCCGGAGGACUCAACCCCCGCCUCCACUGGCACCAAAGCGUCGACCAAUCCCCGAGUACCAGAUUCUCAGACCAAUCAUGGCGUACCUACAACACAAAUCCCACAUCCAAUGGCUAGAGUCACUCAUGAACGACCUGCGCGGUGUGCUAAAGUCGGCUGGCAUCGCUUGCGACUUCAGGUCGACCCAAUUUGAUUCGAUUGGCACGCUACAACCGAACAGUUUGGUUUCCAAGGUUGAAGCACUGGCCCGAGUUUUCCUUGCCCCCAUUCAGUCGACUUUCUCAGCGACUUUGGUCACCCCAGGGAGUUCGUUUCGCGUUCGAAUUCGAACCAAUCCCGCGGUUCCGCCAUUUGGUACCUUUUACGACAUCUCAGUUAAUCUUCCGCAGUAUCCCGACGUGCAGCCCCCCAGCCAUGUUGGCCUCCAAGAAGAGGUUUCCGCAAUUCUCACACAUGUCGUCAUGCUAGACAUAGCCGCAUCCGUCCCGCUGCAAGGUCAUGGUGCUUCAGAGCAGCAAAGCAAGGAUCGAUUGUCCUGGGAAGUCGCCUAUGCACACCAUGGAGAGCUGCUCGCUCUGGGCCAAAAUGGCCAAAGCAAGAAGAUGAAGAUCAGCCUCUCUCGCGAUGAGUUGACGAUUCAUACGAUUGCUCUCGGCCGCAACGGAGGAAUGGGCCCAGUGGAUGCAACAUCGUCAACCAUGUCCCAGACUUGGAAGGCUGGCUUGGCGGAAUCGAAACCCACUCUUAGCGAAUUCGUUGCCCAAGCGUCCCAGCCUUAA